Phyllostomus hastatus (greater spear-nosed bat) is the source of this 4001-nucleotide messenger RNA. RefSeq names its product moesin (gene MSN). The record is from RefSeq and is a predicted model, not a curated record. Gene Ontology annotation, biological process: regulation of cell shape; regulation of organelle assembly; positive regulation of early endosome to late endosome transport. Gene Ontology annotation, molecular function: cell adhesion molecule binding; actin binding. NCBI's taxonomy places the organism in Eukaryota, Metazoa, Chordata, Mammalia, Chiroptera, Phyllostomidae. Gene Ontology annotation, cellular component: adherens junction; apical part of cell; microvillus. The coding region runs from base 225 to 1958 and encodes 577 amino acids. The transcript has 13 exons.
GGGCCACAUAAAGGAGCGGGCGGUGCGACGGGGGCGGCUCUUUCCUGGGUGGGGUUUGUGAAGUCGUGGCCCGUUAGCAGGAAGCCGAGCAGUCGCCCGGACGCUAGUGAGGGACCCAAUCCGAGCCCUCAGCCCCCGGAGUCCGAGCCGUGUGUAUUGCGUGUUCAACGCUGCCCGACAGCUCCUAGCCAAACUUCGCCAACUCCGCCGCCUUUGCCGCCACCAUGCCCAAGACGAUCAAUGUGCGUGUGACCACCAUGGACGCAGAGCUGGAGUUUGCCAUCCAGCCCAACACCACCGGCAAGCAGUUGUUUGACCAGGUGGUGAAAACGAUUGGCCUGAGGGAAGUUUGGUUCUUUGGUCUGCAAUACCAGGACACUAAGGGUUUCUCCACUUGGCUGAAACUCAAUAAGAAGGUGACUGCCCAGGAUGUGCGGAAGGAAAGCCCCCUGCUCUUCAAGUUCCGGGCCAAGUUCUACCCUGAGGAUGUAUCUGAGGAAUUGAUCCAGGAUAUCACACAGCGCCUGUUCUUCCUUCAAGUGAAGGAGGGCAUUCUCAAUGAUGAUAUUUACUGCCCACCUGAGACUGCUGUGCUGCUGGCCUCCUAUGCUGUCCAGUCCAAGUAUGGCGACUUCAAUAAGGAAGUUCACAAGUCUGGUUACUUGGCAGGGGACAAGUUGCUUCCACAGAGGGUCCUGGAGCAACACAAGCUCAACAAGGACCAGUGGGAGGAACGGAUCCAGGUGUGGCAUGAGGAGCAUCGGGGCAUGCUCAGGGAGGAUGCUGUCCUGGAAUAUCUGAAGAUUGCCCAGGACCUGGAGAUGUAUGGUGUGAACUACUUCAGCAUCAAAAACAAGAAAGGCUCAGAGCUGUGGCUGGGGGUAGAUGCUCUGGGUCUCAACAUCUACGAACAGAAUGACAGACUGACUCCCAAGAUAGGCUUCCCUUGGAGUGAAAUCAGAAACAUCUCUUUCAAUGACAAGAAAUUUGUCAUCAAGCCUAUUGACAAAAAAGCCCCGGACUUUGUCUUCUAUGCUCCCCGGCUGCGGAUUAACAAGCGGAUCUUGGCCCUGUGCAUGGGGAACCAUGAACUAUACAUGCGCCGUCGCAAGCCAGACACCAUUGAGGUGCAGCAGAUGAAGGCACAGGCCCGAGAGGAGAAGCACCAGAAACAGAUGGAGCGUGCUCUCCUGGAAAAUGAGAAGAAGAAGCGUGAGAUGGCAGAAAAGGAGAAAGAGAAGAUUGAACGAGAGAAGGAGGAACUGAUGGAGAAACUGAAGCAGAUUGAAGAACAGACUAAGAAAGCUCAGCAGGAACUGGAAGAACAGACCCGUAGGGCUAUGGAACUUGAACAGGAGCGGAAACGUGCCCAGAGUGAGGCUGAAAAACUGGCCAAAGAGCGUCGAGAAGCUGAAGAGGCCAAGGAGGCUCUGUUGCAGGCUUCUCGGGAUCAGAAGAAGACCCAAGAACAGCUGGCCUUGGAAAUGGCGGAGUUGACAGCUCGGAUCUCCCAGCUGGAGGUUGCCCGACAGAAGAAAGAGAGUGAGGCUGUAGAAUGGCAACAGAAGGCUCAAAUGGUACAAGAAGACUUGGAGAAGACUCGUGCUGAGCUGAAGACUGCCAUGAGUACUCCUCAUGUGGCAGAGCCUGCUGAAAAUGAGCAGGAUGAGCAGGAUGAGAAUGGGGCAGAGGCCAGUGCUGAGCUGCGGGCUGAUGCCAUGGCCAAGGACCGCAGUGAAGAGGAACGUACCACUGAAGCAGAGAAGAAUGAGCGUGUGCAGAAGCAACUACAGGCCCUCACUUCAGAGCUGGCCAAUGCCCUCGAUGAGUCCAAGAAGACUGCCAAUGACAUGAUCCAUGCUGAGAACAUGCGACUGGGCCGAGACAAAUACAAGACCCUGCGCCAGAUUCGGCAGGGCAACACCAAGCAGCGCAUAGAUGAGUUUGAGUCCAUGUAAUAUGUAAUAGGCACCCAGCCUCUAGGGACCCCUCCUCCCUUCUUCCUCGCCCCUGUACUCCUGUAGUCUUGCCUAACUCACACUCUGCUGGAGCCACUAACUAGAGCAGCCCUGAAGUCAUGCCAAGUGUUCAUUGUAGCCACGGGACCAAACCUAGCCCCUCGGCCCUUAUUCACUUCCCUGGGCAGAGAAAUGGCUCACUUUGGUGCCAAUGGAACCCUCUUUUGCCUCUCUGUUCCAUUCAAUUUAGCUUGCUAGUACAGACCAUUUCUAUAGCUCAGAGGCAAUUCCCACUUGAUUUGGGAAACAUUCCCACAUUUACUGUUGUUCUCUAGGUGUCAAGUGUGUGGAGUAGGUUGAAAACUAGCCCCCACCAUUGCCUUCCUCUUCAGGGUCCUGUGAUUUGAAGAAUUGGAGCAUCACAGGUUUAGAAAAGGAGGCAGGGCCCUGGCUAUAUGCUCUAGGAUGUCAACUGACCUAGGAUUAAGCCUCCCAAUGCCCAUUCCUUUUAGAGUUAUUUAGGCUUUAUAAUCAUUGGAAGCUAAAAAGAUGUUCAGUCAUUCUCUCUACCUCCCAGAUUGGGCCUGUUACAAAUUCAGUCCCAAUAAGCCUUGUCCUUGACUUCAGGGACUCAGUUUCUCCCCAGGUUGAGAUGGGGAAGACAGUGCCUUCAAGAGGCUUAACAACAUCCCAGAAGGCCAUUUGCCCUUCUAUUCAGGCAAGGCUGGGUAGAAGAUACUUCCCUCAAUGCCUUAUGGGAGCCUAGGCCUGUUUCAAGUGAGCUCUGUGGGUAGAAGUAUCCCUUAUUAUUCUGGGUUCCUUCUCCCUUCUUGGGAUUUACUCCUCCUCAUUCCAAUCCCCAAAUCCUAUCCUGCUAGAAUAGGGAUGGUUACCCCCAAAUCCAGCACCCCCCCAAUCCAGGACUGUUGCCAGAGGGAGGAAAUGUUCACACCUGGUUUCUGUAUUUCCCCUGCUAUGGGCCGCAAGCCACUUCUCUUAUCAGAGCUACUUGGGCCACAGCUUCUGCUUCAGGGCCAUCCAGGCCUUGGUAUGGUGAACCUUGUAUCUUGAUGCCAGUUGGCUCAAUUGGUGAACGGAUAGAGGAAGCUGAGUGUGGUGGGAGAAGUCCAUGGCCUGGAUCCCACAGUUUACUUGACUCCAUCAUGUGCCUAAUAGCCCCUUUCUGUCACCUACCUCCAAGCUGGUGACUGGGCCUUGCCUAUGUUUGACAAAUUUCUAACCCAGAUCUUGCCACCAGCUGUGCCGUCCUUUGGAGCUGUAAACCAGAGAACUGUUGGGGGCUCUGGCCUGGUCCCUUCCACCCCUUGCUCUUAACCCAGGAGUAGCCUCUUCCUCCUCUCUGUUGCAUGUGUGUUCUUUUUUUUCCUACCAGUAUUAAAUAUAUUUUAGUGGCAUCUAACUAAAUAUUGAUUUCUGCAUGUCUUGCUAAUGCACCCUUAGAAGAUCUUAGUCUUAGAGCAGUCAUUUUGGCCAAAUUCCCUUACCACUCCCAUACCUGGGAACCAUAUACUAUAUUAUAAAAGGAUAUUUUACCAGAACCAUUAAUGUAAGAAGCUUUCAGUAUUAGUGAUAUCACCUGUCACUAUAGGUCAUACAAUCCAUUCUUCAAGUCCUUGGUGUGUGGUUUUAUUGUUCCUUCUUUGCCUUCUCCCCAGAGUUCAGUCCACAAGGGGCUAUACUGUUCCUGCAUGAAGUGCCCCUAGCCCAGAGCCCAUGGAUUUGAUCCCUACCCCUUCUUCUCCACUCUACCUGAUCUUGGGAAGUUUUAUGUGCAUUGCUGUGAAUUAUAUUGACACCCUCUUGGUGAUAUACCCUAUAUUAGCUAAAUUUAAACCUGGAAUUGCGGGGCAAUCUAACUGCCUUAAGAGCAGUAACCCACCCCCAGGGAGGCUGGGGGGAAAAGUUAGAUUUUGUAUUCAGGUUUUUUUUGUGUAUUUUGGGCGUUUUUAAAAAUUAUGUUUUGGAAGGGUUUGUGCUCAGCCAUGUUCUAUUUCAGUGCCAAUAAAAUUUAGGAAGACUUCA